AUGACUGCAUCGCCAUCACUCACCAAGAAAAAGGCUAAAAGAGUACUUUGUGUCAACCCAGCCUCAUUGACGCAACCACCACCACGAGCAAAGUCGUGGUAUCUCGAAGCCCCUAAAGCUCCAACUGAACCUCUUUCAAUGGCAGCUCCACUCGCCUCUGUCCUUGGUUCUUCCAAAAAGGCCCAAGCAUCUCUCUCUGAUGAUGCCUCUGAUCAUGAGGAUGCUUCGGCCAAAACCCAUUUUGACUCCACCGAAUCUUCUGAUGUUCUUGCACCCAAGAAGAAAAACAAACGGUGGUUCCAGGUUUCCUCUUCUCAAAAAUCCCUUAGGUCCAAAGGUUCUCACCCUUCGAAUUCCACUCCAAAGGCAUCUUCUCUCAUGGGUUCCACUCCUCUCUCCAAGUUUUGGACAAAGGUGAAGAAAAUUCCUCCGCCAUGUUCCUCCUCUGAAUCUGACUCAUCUGAAGCUUUUGAACCCUCUAAUCUUGAUCCACUUGAAGAUGGUGCCUCAAUUGAAGAUGAUGUUGAAUCUGAAGCCGAAUCUGACCCAUCAGACGACCCUUCUGUUUCUCCAAAGGGCAAGAAAGCUAUGAAAAUUCCUAAGAUUUGUACAAAGUCACCAGUGGUUCCUAAAGCCACAACAGGUUCGUCUUUUAAAGCUCAUUCUUUGAAUUUAUGUUUCAAUGACAAUGAGACAAAUAUGAAGCAUUAUGUGCAUAGAGAUGUUAUUUGUGAGAAAAAAAUUUCUUUCUCUGCCCAUAGAGUUUUUGGGGUCAUUAAGAAUAUUGAGGAUAAAUGGUGGUUGGGAUCUUUAACUAGGUUUGAUGGUUUUGUCCCUCGGGCUUUUCAGGAAUUCUAUGCUAAUCUUAAUGAUGAAUUGUUUGAUAGUAAGUCUUUUAUGUUUGGUCACGUUUAUGUUCGGGGACAUUGGUAUUUGUUUAGUGCUGUUGAAAUUGCCAAGGUUCUCAAUGUGCCUUCUGUUGUCACCAAUGAUGCGGUGGAUUUCAACAAAGAUAAGGUUUUAUCUGAAUUGGUGGGACAUAAUAUGGUUUGGGAACAACACUUGGUUCUCAAAGUGACUGAUCUUACUCAUUACUAUGUCAUGCGUCACAAAUUUUCCAUCAACCACUGGAUUCCCACCACUCAUAACUCCACCAUUACCCUUGACACAGCUUUCUUUCUGUUCAUAGUCGGGACUGGUCUCCAAGUUGAUCUUGCUACUCUAAUUUUUUAUCAGAUCAUUGCCUUAGGAAAUGCCGAAAAGAAAGGCCAGUAUUUGGUGUUUUCUCAUUUGAUCUACAAGUUUCUUGAUUCUCAAAAGCCUCUCCGAUUGGAAUAUGAAAUCGUGAUACCUCCCACUGCCGGCGUAGAUUACAAACUCAAUAAGGAAUCCUUAUCUUCCAAGAUGAAUAAAGGGAUUGUUCUCAAGGUUGACGAUGCUGAUUCUGUCAUCACUGAACUUGCUGGUGCCAAGACCACUCUGGAAACUAUUCAGACAGAAGUUCACAAUCUCCAGAAUUGUCUCUCGACCAUCAAGCAACUUCAACGCACCAUGACGUCUCAAUUUGCUGCGGGUCCUUCCAAAUAA
Molecule: messenger RNA, 1587 nt
Organism: Humulus lupulus (European hop)
Lineage: Eukaryota; Viridiplantae; Streptophyta; Magnoliopsida; Rosales; Cannabaceae
Exons: 1
Coding region: 1-1587 (528 amino acids)
Source: RefSeq, a predicted model, not a curated record